Molecule: messenger RNA, 1862 nt
Organism: Brassicogethes aeneus
Lineage: Eukaryota; Metazoa; Arthropoda; Insecta; Coleoptera; Nitidulidae
Source: the annotation of a GenBank genome assembly
ACAAUUUCGACUACGUAAACGUCAAUGCAUUGUUUUGUUUUGCUGGCUUUGUCUGAACAGCUGAUUGUGAUUUAAAUAAUUAGGAAAUGUAAAUUUCAGGGAAUUAUAAUGAUUUCCAAGGUGCUAUUAGUGUUGUUGGUGGCUGUGUUCGCGGGUGGAUAUGGUGAUGUUAUUAAUUUUGAUUUAUCCACGUAUAAACCCGAUGAUGUUGAUACGCACGUAUUUAUGCAGUUUCAUAAUUUCUCCACUGAUUAUUCGGAGAUAAUUAUUAGUAAUAUAGGCGAUAAUGUUGGUUUUAUUGUCGUACAAGUUCAUAGUUAUUUAACCAACGUAACUUUGGCUUUUAACAACUCCAGUGACAUUCAUUCCAGAGUAAUUGGAACGAAUAUAGGUUUAAUCUAUGCAGAUGACAACUCGACUGCCUUUUUCUCUGUAAAUAAAAAAUACAAGAGGAGUAUUAAUAUUUUACUUGUCGUUACAAUACAUAAAGAUACAGAUCCUGUACCAGGAGGUUGCAAUUUAACGUUUAACAACAAAGUGGCCCCAUACCAGAUGUUAUCUUUCACUGACGAUCUUAUAAGAGUCGAUUUUCAGGCCCCGUCAGGCUAUGGGGUCGAUUGUGAUAAAAACCCCAUUAAAAUAGACAAAUACCACCUAUUUUUGCCUGAAUAUGACAAUACUGAGGCGAUAUAUUUCGAUUAUCUGCUAAAGAUGAUUAAAGUGGAAGAUAUUGUUAAAAAUGGUUACAGAGCUAGGAAUUAUGAAGGGUAUUAUAAAUAUAGGACUCUGUAUAGUACUUAUAGGGGUACUGGGGAGGUUUUUGUGGUUGUUGCCACUUAUAACAAUGCCAGUUCUGCAUAUGUACCAGCUAUUUCAUUUGGUUGUGAUUAUAUUAAUAGUUGGAGUGAAUCUUGUAGUGGACCAUCAACAACUCAUUGGAAGUACGUUUGUGCCACAUACCUAAUAUUUGGGAUGUUUGUGUGCCUAUUAGGGCAUUAUUUUUACAAAACUUCCAUAACAAUAUCAGCAUAUAUUUCCGGAGUUCUUAUAACAUACAUUGUUGUUAGUUUAACCGGCAACUUUACUUUUGAAGAGAGAUCGACGACUUCUUUGGUUCUUGGUUUAGCAUAUGCAAUGGCCUGGUUAUUUAUUUGGUGUCGUUUUGGCAGCCCUUUUGUUUCCACCAGUUUAUCAUAUUUGUUGACUGGGUUUUUGAUUGCCUCCUGUAUUUUUUACAUUAUAGCGGAUUUGCCAAUGUUCCGCAACAACGCCAACUAUUGGCUAACCUUUAACGGAAUUAUAUCUGGAACUUUUAUAAUUCUGUGGUCCUUCUACAGCAUGGGGCAUAUUGUCUCGUGCGCACUCUUAGGCUCCUACGCCGUAACCGCAGCCCUAAACUACUAUUGCGGCGGGUAUUUUCAAUACAUCGUAUUAAAUUCCAUCAAAAGGGCCACCGUUAAAAACUACUACAUGGCUGUUGUUGAUCCGCCAUAUCAAGCAAUUGAUUUGAUGUUGACUGUGCUAUGGGCCGUACUAUUUCUCACUGGAUGUUGCAUCCAAAACAAAAUUCAACGAAGAAGGGCGCCGUUCCCAUCUUCGAGAAACUAUUUCAGAGAUGCACCUCUACUGUUAAGAGGUCGACUUUUUUUCGAUCAAUCCCUCAACGAAAACGAGGAACAACGAAGCCAAAGAGAACAGCAAACGGAAACGUCCCCCUUACUUCGUAACGUACCCGAAUAUGUUUGAUAUACUUUAUCCAACCUACCAUGACCUGACCUGCUUUGCUGGACGUACUAUAAAUUGUAUGCAUGUUGAUAUAUUUUUGUAAUCAGUUUAAUUAAUAAAUCGCUUUAUAACAAGAC